Aspergillus clavatus NRRL 1 is the source of this 2196-nucleotide messenger RNA. RefSeq lists its product as uncharacterized. Gene Ontology annotation, biological process: regulation of DNA-templated transcription. NCBI's taxonomy places the organism in Eukaryota, Fungi, Ascomycota, Eurotiomycetes, Eurotiales, Aspergillaceae. The coding region runs from base 1 to 2196 and encodes 731 amino acids. Gene Ontology annotation, molecular function: DNA-binding transcription factor activity, RNA polymerase II-specific; zinc ion binding. The record is from RefSeq and is a predicted model, not a curated record. The transcript is spliced from 7 exons.
AUGGGUCGCAAACCCAACCAACUCAUCCUCGAGUUCUUUAUUCGGGGCCAGAAACUCGAGGAUGCCAGUAAUCGCUACCAGCACACCUGCAAAGCAUGCGGCGAAAAAUUCCCCAAGGGUCGCAUCGACAGCUUGACCAACCACCUGGUGAAGAAGUGUCAAGCGAUCCCGCUACGUGACCGACAACGCGUCCUGUUGCGCCUCCACGAACUCCCCGACCUUGCCGACGGCGACCAGAACAAGGACCCCAGUCUCGCGGGACAAAACAAAGGCAAAGGCUCAGAUGUUUCCUACGCGACUCGGCAGAAUUUUGAUGGUCUCAAUGUGCUGGCGGAGGCCUCGAGGCAGGUUGGCGCUUCCGACCAGACCAAACGAGGCCCUGCAUUUCCUCAGUCCGUCACCGUUGGGGGAAAGACGGUGGUUGUCGAUCCGGCGCUCGAAGCCGAGGGCUUUCAGGGCCAUCCUACUCAGCCGGAACAUAUGGAGGAAGAUAUCAAACCUCCUGGAACACCUCAGCCUGCAGCAGCGGCGGUCAUUCCUGCUCUUCCGAGCAAUUCCCUCGAUCACCCUUCCUCUGUGUCUCCUCCGCUGGAGCCUUCACUGACUCCCGACCCGACCUCCAAUGCGCGUCAAUCGCAGCUGUCCAUGAUCGCCGCCUCGGCUAGUGAGAUGGUCCCCCACGGUCUCCCUAUGGAUCACGAUCCUACUGGUCUUAUGUCCGACAGCCUGUCAAAACUCAGUGCAUCCCCUUGGAACCAGCAGCUUUCCAGUCAUGAACAGCUUUUGUUCGACAGCCUUCAAGAGCAUGACCCGACGCUCACCGCUGCGACGCAGCGUGCAGCCGCCUUUCCUCGUCCAAUCGCCAUGAAUCCCAACUCGCAGGCAAAGGGUUUUGUUAAUGAAUUCGGAAACGCGACUAAGCCAACCAAACCGAAAGUACGUGGCAGAUUUUCUGCUGCGAGACGCAGGGAAGUUCAGGAAGUACGAAAACGAGGUGCUUGUAUCCGUUGUCGCAUGCUCAAGAAGCCAUGCUCUGGUGACAGCCCUUGCACGACCUGUGCCAGUGUCGAGAGUGCGCGUCUCUGGAAACACCCGUGCAUUCGCACUCGUAUUGCCGAGGAGUUUGAACUCUACAACGCAAAUCUACAUGCCACCCUCGCUUAUCACGACGUAAGCAGCGUCAAGAACCAAGUCAAAUUCGAACACUAUGCUGGCCGCAUCGAGGUUACCCAUUUCGAAGAGAGCAUGGUCUACAUUACAUUUAGUGGGCUCCAGGGCCACAAGGCAUCAAUGUCGACGCUGGACCCUCAACUUCAAGCUCUUGGCGAUGACACGCAAUUCCAGGGACCUCUUCACGAACUCUAUCUGCUUGAUAGUGAUGCAGAUGAUCUGCCUGGGAAGAUUGAAAUGUACAUCAAAAAGACUGCGCCUUAUUUCUACGAGAGGGAAACCUCCGACAUCAUCAAGCCCACAUUGUUGCUGGCAGCGGAGUUAAGUCAGCAGAAAAAGGACACCUUGCUGGAGAGGGUACUGGAGUUGUGGGUUGCGACUCACAUUCUGGUCGAUUCCGAGCUCCGCUGGAAAACUUACAGCAACCCUACCCUUCCUCCCACCUCGAUGCAUUCUCUUGCUCAGCCUUCUGAUGACGGUCGCAUGCCAAUCGAUGAAGUCACCAAUGCUGAGUCUUAUGGCCUUCUUUGCAGCCAGCUCCGUGCCGCCACCGAAAAGCGGGCGUCCCAGUUAAGCAAAUCCGUGAUGAAUGAUUUGGAGCGCAGACUGCUCCAGCGUCAGCAGAGUGGCUGGUUCGAAACGUUUUUGGUGGCUCUUCUAUUGCUGAACUGCGUUGAGAGGACCUGCUGGUUGUUUCGGUCAUGGGAUGAUGAGAAUUUCGCCCAGCGUUGGCCUUUGGACAAGCGUCCUCCAUACUAUGCCAGCCAGGGCGAUCGCUUCUCAGACAUUUUGCACAUGCUGCUGAAGAUGCGCAGUUUACCUCCCAAGGCUGCUCCUGGUCCGGAUGGCAUCUUGACUGCAAUGGACGGUAGCGACGAGAACGCAGCGCGCUGGUUUGACAUGAUCAAGAUUACCCCUCUCUACCUCGAACAACGUCAAGCCGCAAUGUUCGAUCCCAAUGACUCCCGCUCCCUUGAUCUCCGCUAUGGUGCCAAACUGCUCCCGCCUACCAACGUCUACACAUGA